Molecule: messenger RNA, 2111 nt
Organism: Ricinus communis (castor bean)
Lineage: Eukaryota; Viridiplantae; Streptophyta; Magnoliopsida; Malpighiales; Euphorbiaceae
Product: protein NRT1/ PTR FAMILY 5.4
Exons: 5
Coding region: 70-1917 (615 amino acids)
Biological process (GO): transmembrane transport; dipeptide transport
Cellular component (GO): membrane
Molecular function (GO): tripeptide transmembrane transporter activity; dipeptide transmembrane transporter activity
Source: RefSeq, a predicted model, not a curated record
UUUUUUAAAUGUAAUGUUUUGCGAUUUUAUUUUUGUAAUGGAGAGGAUCUUAAUACUAAUUUUCCGCAUAUGAGUCAUCACGAGACAAGCACAAAGUACGAUUAUGUUACUAUAUAUUCCCCCAAGAUCCUUCACUACUACUCCCUCUUCAGACCAUAUCCAAAUUCUUACACCAAAGCUACCAUGGAUAGCACUGUUUCUCCUGUCACGAUCGAAGAAGAUGGCCAUGAACUUACAGAUAUGGUCUCUACUUCUAAGAGAAAAGGUGGCUGGAAUUCUGCCAUUUUCAUCAUUUUGCUUGAGGUUGCAGAGCGAUUUGCCUUCUAUGGUGUGGCUGGUAAUCUCAUAACAUACCUCACAAAUGAUCUCCAUCAGCCCACAGCCGCCGCGGCCAAGAACAUUAACACAUGGAUUGGUGUCUCUUCCAUCUUUCCAAUAUUAGGAGCAUUCAUUGCUGAUUCUUUUCUUGGCCGGUUCAAGACCAUUCUUUUUGCCUCAAUCAUUUAUUUCACAGGAAUGGUACUAUUGACCCUGUCGGUCUCAGUAGUUCCUACUCAUCACCGGGAAAUGGCGUUCUUCAUAGCUCUUUAUAUUCUAGCUAUUGGUGAAGGCGGGCAUAAGCCGUGUGUACAGACAUUCGCAGCGGAUCAGUUUGACGAGGAGAAGCCGGAGGAGAAGGCAGCCAAGAGUUCGUUCUUCAACUGGUGGUACUUGAGUAUUGCAGUUGGUGCUACCGUUGCUGUAUUUGUGGUCAUUUACAUACAGGAUAAUGUGGGAUGGACAGAAGGAUCUGCGAUGCUGGCAGGAGUGUUAGUGGUGGCACUGAUGGUAUUUCUGAUGGGAAUUAAGAGAUACCGGAUAGAAGCACCGUGUGGGAGCCCAUAUACUACGGUGGCGCAGGUGUUCGUUGCUGCUGCAAAGAAGCAGCGCGUGAGUGAGACGAGAGAAGGCUGGGGCCUCUGUUGUGUUGAUGAGAAAGAUGGGGCUGACGACCUCGAGGGUCAACCUAAGGUUCGGGUUUUGGCUCGCACCAAGCAAUUCAGGUUCUUGGACAAGGCAAUGAUCAUAGACAACAUAGAUAUCUCAAACAAAACCAGGAAUCCAUGGCGGUUAUGCACCCUAAACCAAGUGGAAGAAGUGAAGCAAGUGCUUCGCCUAAUCCCCAUAUGGCUAAGUUGCUUGAUGUUCACAGCCAUAAUAGUUCAAACACACACAUUUUUCAUCAAGCAGGGUAGUACUAUGAUCAGAUCAAUCGGACCACACUUCCUCUUCCCUCCAGCAUCACUCCAAUCCCUUACAGGCAUGACAAUCCUCAUCGCAGUCCCAAUUUACGACAAAUUCUUCGUCCCCAUAGCUAGAAAAAUAACAGGUCAUCCUUCUGGUAUAACCAUGCUUCAGAGAAUAGGUAUUGGGCUAUUCUUAUCGAUUCUUGAAAUGGUAGUAGCAGCACUAGUAGAGGCUAAAAGGGUCAGCACUGCAUUCGAACACGGCCUCAUCGAUACCCCGAAAGCAAUAGUACCAAUGGCAGUCUGGUGGCUACUUCCACAAUAUAUGAUCAGUGGACUAGCCGAUGUUUUCACAGUCAUUGGACUGCAAGAAUUGUUCUACGAUCAAAUGCCGGUAGCAAUGAGAAGCAUGGGAGCUGCUGCAUAUAUUAGUAUCAUCGGAAUUGGAAGCUUUAUAAACAGUGCUGUCAUAUCUGUAGUGCAGGCUGUUACAUCUAGACGGGGUCAUGUUUGGCUUGGAGAUAAUGUGAAUCGUUCCCACCUUGAUUACUUCUACUGGGUAUUGGCAGUAUUGAGUGCCUUGAAUUUGUGUGUUUAUGUAUGGAUCGCUAGUGGUUUUGUGUACAAGAAAGUUGAAGGUGAUCAUGAGGAAAAAGAAAUGGAAGAGAAGGAGAAAGGAGUGGAGUCUUGAAGGGAAACUAUAUUGAAUUUAUGUCGAGUACAACUUAGUGAAAGAGGAAAAUCAAAAUAUUUGUAUUUAUAUGGAAUUUUCAAAAAAAAAAAAAAAAGAUGCUGCAAUAGUUAGUGUUAAUCAAUGUUAUUAGUAUUUUGUUUUAGAAAUCUAUCUCAUUUAUAAUAAUAAAAUAAACAAAAUCAACUGAUUAA